Molecule: messenger RNA, 1206 nt
Organism: Metarhizium acridum CQMa 102
Lineage: Eukaryota; Fungi; Ascomycota; Sordariomycetes; Hypocreales; Clavicipitaceae
Source: RefSeq, a predicted model, not a curated record
AUGCCACUCUACAUACGGUCCUCUCGUUCCUUGUGUCCUUUGCAGCUUUACCAUUGGCAGCUACGGCACCGAUCCCGCUGUCGCCUGGGCCAGUCAAUUCUGAAUCUAGGACAAGCCGGUGUCGAGAUCAGCGGCGUCAGGUUCUAUGAUCCCCUUGAUUCUAGUAACUUCAAGGCACCCCUACAUUGCGAAUGUCGUUGGGAUGAUCAGGGGCCGCAUGCGGCGGAAAGCGUGCACAUCGGCGUGCUUGGCCAAGCUCCGGUCAACCAUCUACACGGCUUCCCAUUGCAAGAGCCCUGCUGGUCUCUGUUGGGCCAGACCUCUUGUCCUCAAACAGUAUCGGUAGAUCGUUUUUUUGACCUUCACAAAUCACUGACUUUCCCACAUGAAGAUAUCUUUUGGAAUUGGGAUCUGAAUUCUGGUUUUCAUGAUGGCGGUUUUAUUAGUGCAAACCACGAAGACCACUAUCCCUGGGAGGGCAAUUUCGAAUAUCUUGCUAGAGAUUCCAAACUAUCGCACACCGCUAGUAAAGAUCCCUAUAGCGUUUCGGAGAUCAAGAAGCUUCUUACCCAGAAGACAAGGCCUCCGAAAUGGGAUAGCAGACCAAUUCCAUACCGCAAGCCCACUACAAACGAUUGCUUUACCCUUCUUCCUGAGACGCUGUGCCUCGCCAUUGCGUCCUUGUUGCCGACGGUAGAUGUCUUCAGGGCUCGCCGAGCCUCUCGAGGCUUUAUUUCGGCAUACUACAACAACCGUUUCUGGAGGUCUAGAAUUUCGGCAACCGGCGAACGCUUUUGGCUCUUUGAGUCGCAGAAAUGGGAUCACAGUUUGAACUGGCUGAGUAUAUAUCGUCGUACAAAUAGAGCACAGUGUAGCCCAGGCCUGCGAAAUAGGGCAAGAAUUAUGAAUCUAAACCAGCAGGUCUUGGAAGUUCUAUCAUCAAAAUGGAACGAGGCACCAAGUUUACCUCCAUCAAGUUUACCUCCACCGUACCAGGGGGCUGCGAAAUGGCUCGAGGCCAGUGCCAACCAGAACGAAAGCCUUCUCAUGGCCGGGUUCGCCAAAUGCUGUCGCCAAGUCCGCGAAGUAGAAGCAGGAUUGCCAGUUGCGCCUUAUCAGUUGGCAAUCUCUACUACACGGCUUGAAGAUGUCCGCUAUAUAGCUGGCAUCCGAAUACUACGUCGAGGGUCGGAGAUGCGUGUCUGA